AUGACAUCUAAGGCCGCUCGAGCCGAAAAAAGGAAGCUGGCCAAGCCAUUCCGGUCGACAACAGUUGAUGCUGGCCUCGCGCAGGAGCGCAGUCUCUCAUGGAAGGAUCGUAAGAUACUGUUCGUGGUGAUGAUUAUUGCUUGCGUUGUUCGCCUGUACAAGCUCAACUGGCCUAACGCCGUUGUGUUCGACGAAGUCCACUUUGGUGGCUUUGCACGUAAAUACAUCAUCGGCCGUAUGUUUUUUGAUGUGCACCCACCUCUGGCCAAGAUGCUCUUUGCUGUUGUAGGCUGGCUGGGAGGCUACGAUGGAGAGUUCACGUUCGAGAACAUUGGCAUGAGUUACGAGGGCCACACCGUCCCUUAUGUGACCAUGCGUCUUUUCCCUUCUCUUAUGGGCCUCAUGACCAUUGGUCUCUGCUUUUCAACUCUCCGGGCUUCCGGUGUUCGCACUGGUAUUGCAGGAAUCGCUGCCCUGCUGCUCACGUUUGAAAACACCCACGCAACCGAGUCGCGUUACAUUUUGCUCGACUCUCCUUUGCUGUUUUUCAUUGCUCUCACGGCUUACAACUUCAAAAAGUUCGAGAACGAGGUGCCGUUCGGCAAGAAUUGGUAUCGCUACUUGUUUUUGACGGGCAUUGGUCUCGCGACCACCGUCUCGUCAAAGUGGGUUGGCCUUUUCACCAUCGCCUGGGUCGGUGUGCUCACCGUCUGGCAGUUGUGGUGGAUCUUUGGCGAUCUGUCCGUUCCCUUGUCUCGCUUCGCUAAGCAGUUUGCUUGGAGAGCUAUUUGUCUCAUUGCUGUGCCUAUCGUGUUCUACAUGGGUAUGUUCUGGCUGCACUUCUUCUGUGUUGACAAUGACGGUGCAGGUGCAGACUUUAUGCCCCGCGAAUUCCAAGCCCACCUCAAGCACAAUUCUGUUCCCGCCAACAUUCCUGCUGAUGUGUACUUAGGAUCCAAGAUUAGCAUUCGUCACCUCAAUACUGCCGGUGGUUACCUGCACUCUCAUCCUUACCUAUAUGAGACUGGCUCAAAGCAGCAGCAGAUUACCCUGUACCCUCACAUUGACGAGAACAACGUCUGGCUGGUUGAGAACUCCACAGAGGUCGAUCUCACUACGAACCACCUCCUUAAGGAUAACGAUGUGAUCAGAUUAUUCCACGUCGAGACUCAGCACCGUCUCCACUCUCACGACCACAGACCCCCUGUCACCACCCACGACUACCUCAAUGAGGUUUCGGCUUACGGUUUUGAGGGAUUCGAGGGUGAUGCAAAUGAUAACUGGCGCAUUAAGAUCAUUGACAAGCAGUCCGUCGGUGAGGGCAAGGACCAUGUCCAGGCUAUUCGCACUAUCUUCCAGUUGGAGCACACCAUGACUGGCUGCCUUCUGUACUCCAAGAAGUCCAAGCUUCCUGAGUGGGGCUUCAGCCAGCAGGAGGUUGCUUGUAUCAAGAAUGGCCGCCAGCCUAACACGCUUUGGUUUGUAGAGCAAAACGAGCUCCCUGCUUCUGUAGAAGCCAGUGAGCUUGUCUCGUACCCAAAGAUGAGCUUCUUGUCCAAGUUCUUUGCUAUGCAAGGAGCUAUGUGGCGCGUCAACAAGGGUUUGACCGAGUCCCACCCUUGGGAGUCGCGUCCCGAGUCGUGGCCCAUUCUGCGACGCGGUAUUAACAUGUGGGGCGCCUUCCACCGCCAGGUUUAUCUCCUGGGCAACCUACCUAUUUAUUGGGGCAUUGUCUUGUUAAUUGUGCUCUACGUGUGUGUCAAGGUUGUUCAGAUCAUCAAGUGGCAGCGGGCCGAUGGUACCCUUCUUGCCAUUACCGGCCAGAAGCCAGAGGAGUCUGCAACUUGCAAAGACUGGGCGAAAUUCGACGCCAACUUCGGUUCAUACUUGUUGGGUUGGGCUUUGCACUAUUUCCCGUCUUUCUUGAUGGUUCGCCAAUUGUUCCUCCAUCACUAUUUGGCAAGUGUCUACUUUGGUGUUCUCGCCAUUGGGCAAGCCAUGGAGCUCGUUGUCGCCGUCGUCAAGCCUGCUAUGCUUGGCCGCGCUAUUGUCGCUCUGUUCGCCGUUGCAUCGAUUGCUUGGUUCGCUUGGUACUCUCCUCUCAUUUACGGUACCCCUUGGCUCCAGGAUGUCUGUCACAAGUCCAAGUUCGCUGAUAUGGACUUUGAUUGUUAUACCUUCUUUGGAACCAAAGAGGAGUAUACGGAGUACGAUGCCACAGCAUUCUUGCCAGAGGCCACUCCCUCGUCUGCUGGAGAGCCUGAGGAUACCGAUAGGGCCCCAGAGACGUUCCAGAAUGAUGGAGGAAAUGCUGUUGGCCAGGACACUAGUGCUGAGCCUGAGCCUUCUGUCGAGACACUGAUCAAUGAAGAGCCACCUCAAGGCGAGAUCAUGUUCGAGAGUGAUAACGGUCAAACUGCUGAAGAAGUGGUCGAAGAGGUUUACGAGCAAGAUGUUUCCAACCAGGUAGAAUAA
Molecule: messenger RNA, 2475 nt
Organism: Wickerhamiella sorbophila
Lineage: Eukaryota; Fungi; Ascomycota; Dipodascomycetes; Dipodascales; Trichomonascaceae
Product: Dolichyl-phosphate-mannose--protein mannosyltransferase 1
Exons: 1
Coding region: 1-2475 (824 amino acids)
Biological process (GO): protein O-linked glycosylation via mannose
Cellular component (GO): endoplasmic reticulum; membrane
Molecular function (GO): dolichyl-phosphate-mannose-protein mannosyltransferase activity
Source: RefSeq, a predicted model, not a curated record